Messenger RNA from Penicillium concentricum, 420 nucleotides. RefSeq lists its product as uncharacterized. Bases 1 to 420 code for a protein of 139 amino acids. The transcript has a single exon. NCBI's taxonomy places the organism in Eukaryota, Fungi, Ascomycota, Eurotiomycetes, Eurotiales, Aspergillaceae. The record is from RefSeq and is a predicted model, not a curated record.
AUGCCCAAAAUUGGCUGGUCCUUAUCGGAAGAGGAGAACCUCUAUCCAUGGCUACUACAGCAUCGAGAGAUGUCGUGGAAAGCAAAAUCCAAGGCGUACUUCAGACAAUUCGGACUAAAGCGAACAGGCGAGUCGUUGCGAGGCAAACGGAACUAUCUAUUACGAGAAUACCGCGCUAUACAGAAGAGACUAUCUAAGGCCUCCCAGUCGGGGAAACGCCAGCCACGAGUCCGACGCGAAGAAGCCCCGAGAUCAUUUCUACCGUCUCCUCCUAUCUUCACACCCAGAGCGUCCAGCGCAAAGACCCGCCAUUUACUCCAUGCGAUACAACAGCGGACAGUUCCGGAACGUCGCUUUAUAACAAGAGCGCUGGAAGGUACUAAUCAGAUUCUACCUAGUGAGAUAGAGAGACAGCACUAG